Molecule: messenger RNA, 3930 nt
Organism: Pyrenophora tritici-repentis Pt-1C-BFP
Lineage: Eukaryota; Fungi; Ascomycota; Dothideomycetes; Pleosporales; Pleosporaceae
Source: RefSeq, a predicted model, not a curated record
AUGGAGCCACCACUCACCCGCACGCCGAGUUCUGAGAGCACGCGAUCAUGGCAACACCUCACGAGUGCGAGCGGUACAUCGGGCGUGGGAAAGAAGGCCAAGUCGAGUGAAGCUGAGACGGGCAUCGCCACGGCCGAGCGUGCGAGUGUGUCGCUCCCUCCGCUGGGGGCAAGGGCAAUUCGACAGAGCCUGCCCACCCGCCGCGCCUCCAAAGCAUCUGAUAGUCUGAUUGAAUACUUUGGAUCUGUCUGGUCUGGCUCUGGCUCUGGCUCUGGCUCUGGCUCAGGCUCAGCCAUCGACGAGGCCGAUGUCACGCCAACGCUAGAGAGUACCCGGGGCAGUCUUGCAAGCGCCCCAGUAAAUCCCAUGCUGUUGCCGGAAUCAUACCGACAUGCGCGACCUGACGUCGGUACUGCAGCUGUAGAAUCAAACCGAUUGUCUGUCUCGUCAUUCGUGUCGGCCAUAUCUAGCAGAGCCUACAGUUGGAGUGGGAAAAGCUCCGUCGCAGGCUCAGAAAGCGAGGUCAAGAUGGAGAACCCGCACGGCACCACGACGGCAACAACGUCGCUCUCCGUCACCACGUCGAGUCAGAAUGGCAGUCUCGGCACCAAGGCAUCGCCGACUCAGAUGCUCUUCCCCCAGGAUCAAGCAAACGCAAACCACAACCAGCCAGGCACGAGCCCCAAUACCGCCCCCGUCCACCCCGCCUCUCCCCAGCUUGGUCACCCGCCGCUCCACGUAGUACCCCAGCACCGUCGCUCGCGAAGUCGAACAGCCCAGAGGCGCAUCAGCGGAAGCACAGCCACCAGCAGCAGCCCGGCGAGCAGAGAUAUGCGCGAGAAGAAGCAGACCAAGGGCAUAAUUGGCGUAUGCGCCUUGGAAUCAAAGGCACGUAGCAAGCCUGCACGCAACAUCUUUGGCAAAUUGGUGGACGAAUUUGACGUCAAGAUCUUUGGCGACAAGAUUAUCCUGGACGAGGCCGUCGAGAAUUGGCCCGUCUGCGACUUCCUCAUAUCCUUUUUCUCAGAUGGCUUCCCUCUAGAAAAAGCCAUUGCCUACACCAAACUGCGAAAACCCUUCUGCGUAAACGACCUGCCCAUGCAACAAGUGCUGUGGGAUCGUCGCCUGUGUUUGGGUAUACUGGACAAGCUCAAUGUGCCUACCCCGAAGCGCAUUGAUGUGAGCCGAGACGGCGGUCCGAAGUUACCGUCGGCUGAAUUCGCCAAAGCUCUGUACGAGCGAACGGGACUGAAGCUGGAAGGACCUGAAGAUGGAACAGGCGGUGGCUCUCUUGCACCAAAGAAAAUCGAACUCAUUGACGACGGCAACACUAUCUGCGUCGACGGUGUCACCCUUACGAAGCCCUUUGUAGAAAAGCCGGUCAGCGGUGAAGAUCACAACAUCCACAUCUACUUCCACAAGAAAGACGGGGGCGGCGGACGGCGAUUGUUCCGGAAGAUCAACAACAAAAGCUCAGAAAAGGACGAUACCCUUGAAGUACCACGAGCCAUUCUCGAACCAACAGGCAGCUACAUCUACGAACAGUUUCUGCAGGUCGAAAACUCAGAGGACGUGAAAGCAUACACUGUCGGCCCAACUUUCUGCCACGCCGAAACGAGGAAGUCGCCUGUCGUCGAUGGUCUCGUCAAGCGGAACCCUAGCGGCAAGGAAGUGCGUUAUGUGACCAAGUUGAGCGAAUCAGAAGCAGCUAUCGCAGCCAAGAUCUCAGAGGGAUUUGGACAACGAGUGUGUGGUUUUGACCUACUCCGUACUGGGGAACAGAGCUACGUUAUCGACGUCAACGGAUGGAGCUUUGUAAAAGACAAUGGCGAUUACUACGACAAGGCAGCCAACAUCUUGAAAGACAUGUUCCUCAAGGAGAUUGCCCGAAAGCAACGCAAAGAUGCCGCACAGCACGCCGCCGUCGAUGCGCAAGCCACUACUGACACUGCUUCUGGCAUUCCGGUCAAGAACAAUUCGGUUCACCGCAAAUCCCUCGGAAAGCUCUUCAAGAGUCCUACGCUGCAAAGUGUCAGUGAUGCGGUCAAAGUGGCCAUGGACGAGAACCUUGAAGAUCCAAAGAAGUUGCGCGAGCUGCAAUUGUACCUGAACAAAAAGGGCGCUUGGCCUGGCACCAAGGUCCAGAUCAAGCCCAUGUUCCGCAAGAGGAGAAAGGAAGAGUUGCAACCGGGAGAGACGCUGCCAGAAGAGGUCCCCGAAGAGAUGCCUGAAGCCCAAAUGUCCGAGUCGACAGCUACAGAUGUCACAGACGCAACCACUGCAUCAGUCACUGAAGGCGAGCAACCUGAACUUCUCAAGAACAGGAGUGAUUCCAUGUCUGGGGUCACACUGUCUCGUAUCACUGCGCAAGACAACAACAUGGUUCUGGAUAAAUUACAGCUCAUUAUCAAGUGGGGAGGUGAGCCGACGCACUCCGCCCGACAUCAGACGCAAGAUAUGGGUGCAAACUUCCGCAACGAUCUCUUGUUGAUGAACAGGGAUGUACUUGACGACGUGCACAUCUUCAGCAGCUCAGAGCGACGAGUUACAACGAGUGCACAGAUCUUCGGUGCUUCGUUUCUUGACAAAGACCAAUACCCGUCUGAACACAUUCAAGUCCGCAAAGACCUUCUAGACGACUCUAAUGCGGCCAAGGAUGUCAUGGAUAAAGUCAAGAAGAAGCUCAAGACCUUGCUACGCGCCGGUGAUAAAGCUCCGCCACAGUUUGCAUGGCCAAAGGAUGUACAAGAGCCAUAUCUUGUCGUUAGACAGGUAGUGGACCUGAUGAAAUUCCAUCAGCGCGUCAUGAACCACAAUUUCAAGAAGAUCGAAUCGGAAGCCAUCUCAUCACUAGCUGCACUCGCUUCUCCACCAUCGGGAGGACAGACGCCAGGGCAAUCCCAGUACACCAAUGUCAACCACAUUCAGUCGCGCUGGUGUUGUAACGAAGGCCCCGAGCUGUUCAAGGAACGCUGGGAAAAGCUGUUCAAAGAGUUUGGUGAUGCCGACAAGGUUGAUCCUAGCAAAAUAUCGGAGCUAUACGAUACGAUGAAAUUCGAUGCUCUACAUAACCGUGCCUUCUUAGAAUGGGUCUUCACCCCAGAUGCUACAUUCGUAGACGAAGAAUCUGUUGCAGAAGGCAGUUCAAAGCAGACCACACCUGAUAAUCGUUCUGCGAAAUCGAUACAACUUGGCCCGACCCCGUCAGAUGCACAACAGAAAGCGGAUGCGAAGGAUCAAACAGAGAAGAACGAACGCGGUAGCCUCUCUCAUCGCAUGGGCUUCAGGCGCAGGUCCGAGGUCGCUAUAAAGGCCCCACCACCACCAUCUUAUGCUCACGAGUCGUAUUUCAAGCUCUACUCUGGGCUCGGGACAGCAGCUUCCAAGGCACAGACUGAUGCGCGACUUGUCAAACUUCGUGAGAUGUACCAUCUCUGCAAGGUGCUCUUUGACUACAUUGGUCCACAAGAGUACGGUAUCGAGAGCGAAGAGAAGCUAGAGAUUGGCUUACUUACAUCGCUUCCGCUACUUAAAGAAAUUGUUGGAGACCUUGAAGAGCUACAGGCAUCAGAUAUGCCCAAGUGUUUCUUCUACUUCACGAAAGAAUCGCACAUUUACACUUUACUCAACUGCAUAAUAGAGGGUGGAAUUCAGACAAAAAUUGAACGCAACGCAAUUCCAGAGCUCGAUUACCUGUCGCAGAUUAACUUUGAGCUUUACGAGUCAGAGAAUGCUAGUAUCGACGACAAGCCUCAUACUUUCAACUACAGCAUUCGGAUAACUCUGUCACCAGGCUGUCACGCAUUUGCUCCACUUGAUGUGCAACUCGACUCGCGACACAUGAUUGGUUUCGCUCCCCGUCGCAGUCUCACCCACCACCAAGACUGGAAAGAAGUCCUGGAGACCCUACGCGCAAAGUUUCACACCUAG